Molecule: messenger RNA, 1760 nt
Organism: Pipistrellus kuhlii (Kuhl's pipistrelle)
Lineage: Eukaryota; Metazoa; Chordata; Mammalia; Chiroptera; Vespertilionidae
Gene: PRR3
Product: proline rich 3
Exons: 5
Coding region: 1-750 (249 amino acids)
Molecular function (GO): metal ion binding; RNA binding
Source: RefSeq, a predicted model, not a curated record
AUGGCCGGCCGCCCUCCGCCCAGCUCCCGCCGCCUCAACCGACGCCCGUCCCGGGGCGGCCAGGCCGCGGCCCGGGGCCCGGGGGCGGGGCCGGACACCGCACAAAGCCUCCCGCAGCUCCCGGAAACUCAACGGGCGGCUCUGCCCCGCCGCCGCCGCCCCGGAAGCGGAAGCAGAAGCACGCGCUCCCGGCCCGCCGCCGCCACGGUGCCGAAACGGAAGAGGCAGCAGCCGCCGCCCCAGGUGCCCGAGCGCCAGGAGGCCGGGGCCGGCGGCGCCGGGCGGCCUGCGGGACCGCCCAGCCUUCUGGGCCCUCCCCCCAUGGCCAAUGGAAAGCCUGGUGACCCCAAGUCAGCUCUGCGCAGAGGUCCCCCGGGACCAAGGGGACUGAUGAUUCCGCCGCUGCUGAGCCUCCCGCCUCCUCCCCGAGGCAGAGGCCCAGUGUGGGGAGGCUUAGGCCCCAGGUCUCGCCCAUAUGGUCGAGGUUGGGGGGUCAGUGCUGAGCCUCCUUUUCCUGAGCCAGACCAAGGUAGUCUCCCCAGGGAAGGCUUUCACAAACAACAGAGACAUCCUAGAAGGCUCAAAAGCUGGUCGCUUGUCAAGAAUACCUGCCCCCUCGAGGAUGAGCCCCAGGUUAUGGAAGACAAAUCUGACCGCCCAGUCUGCCGACACUUUGCCAAAAAAGGCCACUGUCGAUAUGAGGACCUCUGUGCCUUCUACCACCCAGGCGUCAACGGACCUCCUCUGUGAGACUGCCUUCCCUGCGCACUAGAGGGAGCCCGUCACCUCGCAGCCAUGCAUCUCCCACCCAUCUCUCACCUCCCCGAUCGAUCGAUCGAUCGGGGUCAGAGUUGUGUUUCAUCACUGGGGUACGAGGGCACUCUUUCUGCCUAUCCGGCCUCCGGAACCUCGCCCUCAGGCCCCCAUCUAGGCUCCUCGGCUGCCUCCUGGGUCCUCUCACCUCGCCACUGACUGCCGAGCAGGAGACAGACUAAGGGCCGCCUCUCAUGUGUCUGUCCACCAGCCGCAUUGCUGCCCUCCAGUCCUGAGCUGGGAGCAGUGUCCUCCCACUCCUGCUGCUUGUUUCCAGUCCCCCUGUGCGAGCCCUGCCCCAGCGCCGGGCUGUCUGGCCUGGGGUCCAGCUUGGAUGAUGCCGGGCCCUUCCCGAAAGGCCGCUCUCCUGCUCUGGGAUCCCGUGUCGCCGCCGAGGGCGGGACUGGAGAGCACUGUGCGGGGUGAACGCACACCGGAGCCUGUCUCGAUGUCCGUGGCUCUCUGUGGCUUCUCCGCACUAUGGUGUUUCUGCCCAAAUGAGUGAGGCUGGGGUGCCUCUGGGCUCUCCCCACCCCAACGAGGGAGCACUAGGACCUUCCUGCAAGGCUGCCACCCUGGCCCCCCAUUCUCUGGUGCCACUUUUUUGGGUUUGACAUGGGCCCAUGAGGUGUGCUCUAAGCCUCUGGUGGGCCUACCCCAUUUCGUCCACAGCCGUGUUCUUAGCCUAGUCCCGGGGAGGCCCCAGGCCUUCCGUGUGAAUUCUGUGAAUCUCCACAGAACGUCUUGCCGCCCGCUCCCACCUCCGUUGCUGCUGGUGGUUGUUUUCUGUGAAAACGGCAAUGAGCAGACACAGUCUGGAACUGGCCCUGAGGACAUGGUCAGGAGUUGUGUGGACAAGAGGGAGGGUGAAAGCCGUUGGAGAACUGAAAGUGAAUUUUGUUUCUUUUUAAUGUUUUUUAUAUUAAUAAUAAAUGCAGUGGGAACAA